AUGCCACUCUCGCAAGACUUCUCGCCGCGAGGCUCAUCAUAUGGUGGCGUAUCAUCCUCAUGUCUCGAAGAUCGCUUCGAGCUUCUCAAGGACAUUGGCGACGGGAGUUUCGGAAGCGUAGCGUUGGCCAGGGUCAGGACAGCUGGAGCACAGAUUGCUCGACGAGGAACACUCGUGGCUAUAAAAACCAUGAAAAAGACCUUUGAGUCUUUUUCACCAUGUCUGGAGCUCCGUGAGGUGAUCUUUCUACGAUCUGUACCAACCCAUGCGCACCUUGUUCCAGCUCUCGAUAUGUUUCUCGAUCCAAUCUCAAAGAAAUUGCACAUUUGUAUGGAAAACAUGGACGGCAACCUCUAUCAAUUAAUGAAGUCCCGCGAACAUAAGUGUCUCGACGGAUCAAGCGUGAAAAGUAUUCUAUUCCAAAUUUUAUCAGGUCUCGGACAUAUUCAUCAGCACCAAUUUUUCCACAGAGACAUCAAACCAGAGAAUAUACUUGUGUCAACCUCUGCACCUCAAGAUGUUUCCACAUCCUUUCGACGAUACUCCGCCAUGAUCACACCUCCAAGUACGCCGCCAUCUUAUUCCAUCAAAAUCGCUGACUUUGGCCUUGCACGGGAGACUAAUUCACCUCACCCGUAUACUACUUAUGUCUCUACAAGGUGGUAUCGUGCACCCGAAGUCUUGCUACGAGCUGGCGAGUACUCAGCACCGGUAGAUAUCUGGGCCCUUGGCGCCAUGGCUGUCGAAAUCGCUAACUUGAAGCCCCUCUUCCCUGGUGCGAAUGAGGUUGAUCAAGUCUGGAGGGUGUGUGAGAUCAUGGGCUCGCCUGGAAAUUGGUACGAUAAAGCUGGUAAUCGGGUUGGUGGAGGUGACUGGAGGGAAGGUACUCGGCUGGCGCACAAGCUAGGGUUCUCAUUCCCUAAGAUGGCCCCCCAUUCCAUGGAAACUAUACUGCGGCCUCCGCAGUGGCCUCCCGCUUUUGCUAGUUUCGUGACGUGGUGCUUGAUGUGGGACCCUCGAAAUCGACCUACUUCUUUAGAAGCAAUGCGUCACGAGUUCUUCACUGAUGCCAGUGACCCACUUCGACCUAGGUCAUCAACAUCGCGUAUAUUGGGCAAAAAACAUGCGAGUAUUGACGGGAAAUCUUACCGAGACUCAACGGACGGCACAGCUGCAGCAAGCAAGCCGUCUUGGUUUCGAAAGUCACUGAUUCGAGAUCACACGCCUGUCGUACCAUCACAGACACUAGAGCAACCGUGUGCCCCCGCUGAAGUACAACAUUCAACGGCAACACGUCCGCCAGUAGUACAGAACAAAACAGACCCCGUACAGGAGUCUUCGCACACGAACAGAUUUCGACCUUUCGCUGGAAAGCGCAGUACUUGGACGAAUGGAACUGCGCCGCCUAAUGCGGCACCAAUGCCUAUUCUACCGUCCAUCAGACCAAUCUCUCCUUUCUCGGCAGCUGUGAAUGCAGAGGCGCAGAAUAACCCUCCACUGCAGGCUACUCAGUCCAACAUACCAGCAGCAGGAGCCAAGACAGGGAAGAAGAUCGGACGUCAACUUUCCAUUCAGUCACAGAGUAAUCAUUACGCCGACCUUCACUGUCGAGAUUCAGAACGAGCGCUCAGCGGCUCGAACAAUCCUCAAUCGCCUUCCGAACAAAGGGGCUUCUUUUCGCACCUCCGCAAGAAAGCACGAAGAUUUUCCGGCAAACCAUCUGUGUCCUCAUCUUCCGCUAUCGAAGACGUGCCAUCCAAAACGGGCAGCCCUCGACAGAGCCAACGAAACACCAUGAUCGUUGACUCUAACAUGGAUAGCAUCCUGGAGAACAAUUUUGGUGAUGUGGACAAAGCUUUACAUUCAGCAGCUUACGGAACAACGCCGCUUUCCCCAUCACCAGAGCCUGUCCCAUCCCAUCAGUAUCUGCCCAGCGCUAGCACUACCGACUUGACACCGCAAAGACAUCCAUCCUUAUCAAAGAGCAUUAGUACACCUGCCUUUGAGUCUUCAACUACGCCAAUAUCCACUCGAACACGCAGAGCAUUACAAAAGUCGACGCAUCCUAGUCACAUUUACGACACUCCAAAUGAAGAGGACGAACUCCUACAUGAAGCUCUGACCAGUGCUCAAAACGCAAGAAAAAACAUGGAGCGGAGAAGUCAAAUAGAAGCACAGCACGACCAGGGAUUGCUAAAGACAAAGCAUGAUGUUCAUGCUGUGCAACCAUCCUUCAAACCCGCGCCGUAUCUCAACCCGUAUCCGACGCCUUCUCCACCCUCGAAGAGAAACGGUAUGCUCUUUGAACAGAACAUCAUGACUGAGCCCGUCACGAAGCUCAGACUACACGAGGCGCAACGAAAGGAGAAUAUUAAACCGCGCUGGCCCACUCCACCAUCGGAGGAAAAUGAAUGGGCUGCUUCAGCCGCUGCCAGCAUUUUCGCCGCUGGUUCUAUCUACCAGUGA
Bacidia gigantensis is the source of this 2466-nucleotide messenger RNA. RefSeq lists its product as uncharacterized. Lineage: Eukaryota; Fungi; Ascomycota; Lecanoromycetes; Lecanorales; Ramalinaceae. Gene Ontology annotation, molecular function: ATP binding; protein serine/threonine kinase activity. Bases 1 to 2466 code for a protein of 821 amino acids. The transcript has 3 exons. Gene Ontology annotation, biological process: intracellular signal transduction; protein phosphorylation. Gene Ontology annotation, cellular component: nucleus; cytoplasm. The record is from RefSeq and is a predicted model, not a curated record.